AAUAUCAACACAAAGAUGGGCCGCUUAUCUAAAUGACUCCCAUCUCAUCUCACUGCUCAGCAGCAAUUUUUGGGGCGGAUAGGAGAGACGGUAUUUCCUGCUCCACUAGACACCCCGUUUGAAAGCGAACAACAAGCCUCAAUGGAGAGACUAGAAGCUGUAAAAUGCGCGGACCUCAUGCUUCAUGCGAUAGUGUGUAACGUAAAGAGAGAGAGAGGGAGUUAAAACGCGUUUCCUAACUCUGUUCCGUGCUUGGACUGAUGUGAUGUCGACGAGGAGUAUAAUUAUGUCAUGACCGACAGGGCAGAUGUUGGGUCACUUCCUGAUGCCGAGAGGGGUUCAUAUAUGAGAUGGCUCAGGAUGUCUUAUGAGGCGAACAAGAGUGUUCUACUGGUUCCCCAGGAGUCACAUGCGUCAUGUGUGUUUCAGUCGGCUGAGGAGCGAGACGAGAUCCCCGGCAUGGGCGACGACAGUGUUCUGGAGAUGCUGAGCUACUCCAAGUUCUCGGACCUGGAGGCGUGGCUGUGUAUGCCGUCAGCGCUGUUCCCGAGGACCCGAACAUCCUGGUCCUUUUCCGCACUGUCCAGUGAGGGGGAGACAGAGGCAGACCGAGACCCAGAGAAGAGGCCGUCUGACGGGGACUCCAUCUCGCCGGCACGUCCUUCUCCCCUGUCCCCUGUCUCGCCGGCCCUCUCCAGGCGCCCGAUGCCCCUCACCUCCACGCCGGCCUCUGCCGACGCUCCCGCACCCACCACGACCUCUGACCUCAGCGGGCCCGGCGCACAGGCCCGAACCAGCGGCAGGAAGAGGAGACGCCUGGCGGCCAGCCCUGGAGGACUGCACUGGGACGCUUCAGGUGCAGUGCUGCGAGAGCGUUCGGAAGCGCGGAGCAGCACACGUCCCGUUGCGUCCAGUGACCCCUCCUCUCCUCCCUUGUUGGACGCUUCGGUGAGGCAGAAUCUGUCGGUGAGGAAGACUCUGUCUGUAGACGACCGGCUGCUUCACACACCUCCGGAACAGCAGCGGAUACUCAGUCGCAUCGACAAGGGAAAGAAAAAGCUACGCAACAUCCAUAGCCUUGGGUCGACGGGGAGGUAUGAACCUCGUAAAAAGUCGGACAGUAAGAUCCAGCGCCUGGCCCAGAGACUCCACCGGCAGAGUGAUGCCGCGCUGAUCCGGGACUUCCGACCAUUCCUCUUCCUGCCCGGAACGCCAGGGACAUCCCAGAGCCUCGACAGGUCGUUCUCAGCCAGCAUGACUCAGCAGAUGCAGAACUUGCAGCUGAGUCAUGGCGGGCGGAGAGGAGCGGGCCCCGCCUCCCCCAACGCCGCCAAACGCCUCUACCGCAACCUCUCCGAGAAGCUCAAGGGCAGCCACUCCUCCUUCGAAGACGUCUACUUCUUCGGACGAUCGCGCAAAGCCUCUACACUGCAGAGUGCCGAGGCCAUGUUCGAGGCGGUGGAGCAGCAGGACUUGGACACGGUCCAGAUCCUCCUGUAUCAGUACUCGGCGGACGAGCUGGAUUUGAACACACCCAACAGCGAGGGCCUGACGCCGCUGGACAUCGCGCUCAUGACCAACAACACGCCCAUCGCCAGGCUGCUGCUCCGAGCAGGGGCCAAGGAAAGCCCUCACUUCACUAGUCUGGAGAGCCGCGUGGCCCACCUCACUGCGUUAGUGGACGAGGCGCAGAGGCAGGCAGGCGAACUGGCCAAUCAGGUGAUGAGGGAGAGCCUGACUUUGGACACGCCGGACAGCGUGAAGGACAAGCAGCUGAAGGCCUGGGAGUGGCGCUGCAAGCUCUAUCAGCGCAUGAAGACAGGCUUCGAGCACUCGCGCCCUCCAGAGGCACCGUCCACAGUGCGCCUGAGUGUGACAAGCAACACGUCGCUCACCGUCACGUUUCAGGAGCCGACCAGUGUCAACUCCGCCGUAGUCACCAAAUACAGAGUGGAGUGGAGUUGUCUGAAGGAUUUCUCUCUGCUAGCGGGGGAGAUGCUGUUGGAGAACCUGCAGACCCUGAAAUGCACCAUCAGUGGCCUCACCACAGGAAGGCUGUACUAUGUCCAGGUGUCAGCCUACAACAUGAAGGGCUGGGGACCCCCACAGCAGUCUCUACCACCAUCAGCAGCUCCCUCCAACUGGAAGGAUGUUGAUGGACGAGAGCUGAGAAGACGUGGCCACAUAGAGGCCAUGGAGCGCCUUCUCCAGCAGGUCCGAGCCACACACCAGCACUACAGCUGCCCAGACCCAUCUAAGCUCCUGAACCCGAGCCGUAAGCAGUCCGUCUCCAGGAGUCUGAAGCAUCUCUUCGCCUCCUCCUCCAAGUUCGUCAAGACCCUCAAGAGAGGGAUAUAUGUGGCUGCAGUGUUCUACCAUAAGGACAGUGUUCUGGUCACCAGUGAAGACCAGAUCCCCAUAGUGGAGGUGGACGACUCCUACAGCAGCACCUUCAUGCAGGACUUCCUCUGGUUCACCAAGCUGUCGUGUAUGUGGGAUGAUGUGCGUUGGCUCAGACAGAGCAUGGCUGUUUCCAGCUCCUCCUCUUCCACCCUGCAGGCCCGGCAGAAGAUGCUGGCUGCUGUCGGACAGCUCCAGAACCUUCUGGGCACCCACAACCUGGGCCGGGUGCACUACGAGCCCAUUAAGGAUCGCCAUGGCAACGUGCUCCUGGUGACGGUGCGGGAGACGGAGAGUCACUUCUCCUUCUUUAACGGCAAGUGGCUACAGGUGUCCAAACUGCAGAGCCAACGCAAGUCCCUGUCCACCCCAGAGGAGCCCUACGCACUGGAUAUACUACUCAUAACACUACAGGACAUCCUGGCCUACCAGCGGCGUAGCCUGCACCGCUUGUCUCCAGGGCUCUACCUGGGCUACCUGAAGCUGAGCAGCUCAGUGGACCAGAUCAAAGUGCUGGUCCCGCAGAGGACGCCCAACAUGCUGUGUCACACACGCAUACGAGACAACGGCAAUGUCUCCAGAGAGGAGUGGGAGUGGUUGCAGACUCUCUCGGGGGCAGAGGUGUCAGAGAGGUCAGACGCGGUGGGCGACGCUUCCCAUCCCCCCUUCCUGCACCACGAGCUGCAGGCCGCUAUCAAGAGCCUGCUCAGGCAGAUCAACCUACCUGUGCCGCAAGCCCAGCACUUCCGUGUGUAUAGUCAGGAGGUCCUGGAGUUGGGUCACGGAGUGUGUUUCCUGCUGCUGCUGCCCAGUAGUGAAGCGGUCUGCUCAGCACCCGGACAGACCAACCCAUACACACCACUCGCUGGCUUCCUCAACCUGCCGCUCCAAAUGUUUGAGCUGGGUUAG
Alosa sapidissima (American shad) is the source of this 3309-nucleotide messenger RNA. Its product is annotated as ankyrin repeat and fibronectin type-III domain-containing protein 1-like. The transcript has 21 exons. Gene Ontology annotation, biological process: regulation of establishment of bipolar cell polarity; establishment of mitotic spindle orientation. Bases 292 to 3309 code for a protein of 1005 amino acids. The record is from RefSeq and is a predicted model, not a curated record. NCBI's taxonomy places the organism in Eukaryota, Metazoa, Chordata, Actinopteri, Clupeiformes, Clupeidae. Gene Ontology annotation, molecular function: protein binding. Gene Ontology annotation, cellular component: spindle.